Molecule: messenger RNA, 1314 nt
Organism: Trichomonas vaginalis G3
Lineage: Eukaryota; Parabasalia; Trichomonadida; Trichomonadidae
Product: spectrin binding
Exons: 1
Coding region: 1-1314 (437 amino acids)
Molecular function (GO): protein binding
Source: RefSeq, a predicted model, not a curated record
AUGUCCGACAAAGACAUUCAUCCAAAUAAAUUCAGCGAAUUUCGAAGUAUCUAUAAAUACUACAUUGAUUCAUAUAUUGCGUUAUAUCAGCUGAAAACGGAAAAGGAAGAAGAUUUAAACUCAAUAUACAAACUGAUCAAAACAGAAUUGAUUGAUUCAAAGAAACAUCCUCCUCAAAUUAUUAUGCGAGACAUUUUAUGUAUCAUUAGGUAUAAUAAUCGCUAUACAAAGUCAUAUUUAUCUCUUGUCAAACUCAUAUCCGAUGAUUACCAUGUCACAGAGGUCAGAAAUGUUGCACUUAUGCUAAAAUUUCUGUUUUAUAAAGAAUAUGGGAUUAAAUUAGACAAAUUUGAUAAUUAUAAAAAUAAUAGAUUACAAAAUCCGGAUAUUCAUCCAGAAAAUACAAUUUACAGAGCAAUUGUAUAUAAUGACUUAGAAAGAUUCAUUGCAUUCACGGAGACUGAUGGGUUUGAUAAAGAUCAAAAACUUAAAAGUAGUUUAUAUCCAUAUUCUUACGAAGGAUAUUCAUUACUUGAAUUAUGUUGUUACCAUGGAGCAGUUGAUUGUUUCAAGUUAUUAAGAACGAAAUUUCAAUCAAAAAUAACUCAAAGAUGUCUUAAAUUUUCAUUUUUAGGAGGAAAUCCAGAUAUCAUGAGCGAAUGUUUGAAAUAUCAAACACCAGAUGAAGAAUGUAUGGAAUAUGCAAUUAUUUCACACAAUAUUGAUUUUGUUACAUUCUUAAUGAAUGAAUACAAUAUAGAUAUAAAUUUAGAUUGCUGCAUAAAAUAUAAUAAUCUUGAAUCAUUUUUAGUUUAUUUCGAUCAAACCAAUGAUAUUAACAAAUGCUUUGUUUACUCAGCGAGGUUCAAUAUUCCAUCUCUUUCCGAAUAUUUCCUAUCACAUGGAGCAAACAGCAAUGAAAAAGAUAAAAAUGAAGAAACCGCUCUUCAUAAAAUAGCAGAAUAUGAUUGUAAAGAAACAGCAGAACUUCUUAUUUCACAUGGUGCAAAUAUCAAUGAAAAAAAUAAAAAUGGAGACACCUCUCUUCAUAUUGCAGCGCUUAAAGAUUGUAAAGAAAUAGCCGAACUUCUUAUUUCACAUGGUGCAAAUAUCAAUGAAAAAAAUUUAAAUGAAGGAACUGCUCUUCAUAAUGCAGUAUUAAAUAAUAGAAAAGAAACAGUAGAACUUCUUAUUUCACAUGGUGCAAAUAUCAAUGAAAAAGAAAUACAUGGAAAAACCGCUCUUCAUAUUGCAGCAAAAUAUAAUUAUAAAGAAAUAGCCGAACUUCUUAUUUCACAUGGCGCACAAAUAUAA